GCGGCGGCCGGGCCCUCCUCCGGCCUCCUCCCUCCCUCAGCGGCGGCCUCCGCCUCCGGGUCAACUCACUGUCCUAAAAACCAAAUUUCCCAGGAGAAGAGACAGAAGAGAGAGCUCCUAUAAGAAAGGCGUGGGUACCCCAUGAACGAGCCAGCAGAAAACCAGUUGGGGUACACCGGGACUCCAGAGCCAGACCUAAGGCUCAGAAAGGGCCACUGCCUUGAUGGUAGCCACAGAGGCCAGGAGGACAGCUGCCCGGGAGGCCUGGAGCCCGCUCUAGGGGCUUCUGUCUGUCCUUCUCUCCAUUCACACGGCGCGGAGCACCCCGGGAGCGACGAUGGCGUGUCUCAGGGGGACGAGGGGUUCAUGGGCAUGUCCCCCCUCCUGCAGGCCCACCACGCCAUGGAGAGAGUGGAGGAGUUCGUGUGCAAGGUGUGGGAGGGCCGCUGGCGCGUGAUCCCGCAUGACGUGCUGCCCGACUGGCUGAAGGACAAUGACUUCCUGCUGCACGGGCACCGGCCGCCCAUGCCCUCCUUCCGCGCCUGCUUCCGCAGCAUCUUCCGCAUCCACACGGAGACCGGCAACAUCUGGACCCACCUCCUGGGCUGCGUGUUCUUCCUGUGCCUGGGCAUCUUCCACAUGUUCCGCCCCAACAUCUCCUUCGUGGCCCCCCUACAAGAGAAGGUGGUCUUCGGGCUCUUCUUCCUGGGCGCCAUCCUCUGCCUCUCCUUCUCGUGGCUCUUCCACACCGUCUACUGCCACUCGGAAGGGGUCUCCCGGCUCUUCUCCAAACUGGACUACUCGGGCAUCGCCCUCCUGAUCAUGGGGAGCUUCGUCCCGUGGCUCUACUACUCCUUCUACUGCAACCCGCAGCCCUGCUUCAUCUACCUGAUAGUCAUCUGCGUGCUGGGCAUCGCCGCCAUCAUCGUCUCCCAGUGGGACAUGUUCGCCACCCCUCAGUACCGCGGGGUCAGAGCAGGCGUGUUCCUGGGCCUGGGCCUGAGUGGCAUCAUCCCCACCCUGCACUAUGUCAUCUCGGAGGGCUUCCUGAAGGCGGCCACCAUCGGGCAGAUCGGCUGGCUCAUGCUCAUGGCCAGUCUGUACAUCACAGGGGCCGCGCUCUACGCCGCGCGCAUCCCGGAGCGCUUCUUCCCUGGCAAAUGUGAUAUCUGGUUCCACUCCCAUCAGCUCUUCCACAUCUUCGUGGUGGCUGGCGCCUUCGUCCACUUCCACGGCGUCUCGAACCUGCAGGAGUUCCGGUUCAUGGUCGGCGGGGGCUGCUCGGAGGAGGACGCGCUGUGACGGCCGCGCCGGCGGGCCUCACCCGCUCCGGCCCCACGCGCCUGCCGCGGCCGCCCAGCCCCGUGGGCCUUGGGCGUGGCCCGGGGACCCAGCCUGGCACAGGCCGAGGAGAGAAAAGCAAAAAUAAAUCAUACCUCACGGAAGGGCGUCGUUGGCAGGGCGGCC
Molecule: messenger RNA, 1467 nt
Organism: Dipodomys spectabilis (banner-tailed kangaroo rat)
Lineage: Eukaryota; Metazoa; Chordata; Mammalia; Rodentia; Heteromyidae
Gene: Adipor2
Product: adiponectin receptor 2
Exons: 8
Coding region: 142-1302 (386 amino acids)
Biological process (GO): adiponectin-activated signaling pathway
Cellular component (GO): plasma membrane
Molecular function (GO): signaling receptor activity
Source: RefSeq, a predicted model, not a curated record